Spodoptera exigua (beet armyworm) is the source of this 1503-nucleotide messenger RNA. NCBI's taxonomy places the organism in Eukaryota, Metazoa, Arthropoda, Insecta, Lepidoptera, Noctuidae. The record is from the annotation of a GenBank genome assembly.
GCUGGUAUGUGAGUCAGUUGGCCGCCACGCGUAGACGGCGUCGCACGUAGCGCCAUGUUCCGCGCGGUGUCAGACGGCUGGAAGCGAUAUUGGUGGGGAACAGGAAUCUUGCCAGACAGAACAAAUCGGGUGGAGGAUAUUUUUCUAAGAUAUUAUACUGGACAAACAGCGGCAGAGUACGUGGACAUUCCUCUCAGUCAGGCUAACAAGUUAUUUGAAAUCAAGGGUUUUGACCAGAACAGCCCCACCGUCUUCUACAUCCAUGGAUUCAUUGAGGUUGCUCAACAGGAGAGUAUCCAGGUCAUGGUGAACGCCUAUUUAGAAGCAAGGCCGGGUACAAACGUUAUAUUACUAGACUGGUCCAACAUGGCACAUGGAUCAUACUUUUUCAAUGCCGCGAAAAACACCAAAAAGGUUGGUAUAGCUGCAGCAGAACAGUUGAAUAAACUAGUAGACUCAGGACUUCUCUUGGAAAAAUUCCACGUGAUUGGACACUCAUUGGGAAGCCACGUCGCAGGUUACACAGCAAGAGAACUCAAGACUAAAUACAAUAAAACUAUAAAAAGAUUAACGGCCCUCGAUCCCGCUUUUCCAGCGUUUUAUCCUGAUGGCGUAGUGAUGGAACAUGUUAAUGCAAAAGACGCAGAAUUUGUAGAUGUAAUACAUACUGACGCUGGUGGUUACGGUGCACCGGUAAGAACUGGAACAGCUGACUUCUGGCCGAACGGAGGCAAAAGCAUACAGCCUGGCUGCCCCCGAUUCGCCCCCAUACCUCUCUCCGAUGAUACUACAACUGGUAACACUGGGAGACGAGCCUUUCGUUGUCGGAAACCUAAGAUGAGAGCUGCUAAUCUAUGCAGUCAUUGGAGAUCAUGGCGGUUUUACGCAGAAUCAGUGAGAAAUCCUGAAGCAUUCCCCGCCUCUCCUGCCGAAUCUUACCAUAAAUUCAAAGAAAACCCAAAUCCCGAAGAAGGAAUGGUGUAUAUGGGUUAUAGCUGUGAUAAUAAAGCCGAAGGAUCUUAUUACUUAACGACAAACUCUCAGACACCAUUUGGAAAAGGAAUGGAAGGGCUAUACCCAAAAAGCAAGAGUAAUUCCAUUAAGAAAUAGCUUAUUACUAGGAUGGGUAAUUUCUUUCCUUUCAUGUCGAAAACAGAGUUUAAUAAUAAUACUUAAUGUUUAGUAUGUACAGUAAUAAUUGUAGUUUAAAAAUGUGAAGUGUUUGCAACAACUGAAAAUCACGAAACAUGUCUCUCUUUAGAACUUGUACCCAUUUGUUAAAGUUUCAAGAAUAGAAAAACUUCAGAUGUGAUUUUAUAGCUCAUACAUAAAUAUUUUACCGAUAGAGUGUUACCUAAAUUUGAAAAUAAUGAAUUAUUAUUUAUAUUCCGGCGUGGAAAACCUGUUAUUGCAUUCAUGAUAUAGGAAUUUUCUACAAUAUAGUAUUAAUUUUAAUUAAAUCACAAAAUGAUAUUAUUCGAAAAAUUUUACUUCAUUUUUUUU